Amphiprion ocellaris (clown anemonefish) is the source of this 4253-nucleotide messenger RNA. Its product is annotated as transcription factor IIIB 90 kDa subunit-like. NCBI's taxonomy places the organism in Eukaryota, Metazoa, Chordata, Actinopteri, Pomacentridae. Gene Ontology annotation, molecular function: TBP-class protein binding; RNA polymerase III type 3 promoter sequence-specific DNA binding; RNA polymerase III general transcription initiation factor activity. The transcript is spliced from 19 exons. Gene Ontology annotation, cellular component: transcription preinitiation complex; nucleus; transcription factor TFIIIB complex. The record is from RefSeq and is a predicted model, not a curated record. The coding region runs from base 269 to 2323 and encodes 684 amino acids. Gene Ontology annotation, biological process: transcription preinitiation complex assembly; transcription by RNA polymerase III; DNA-templated transcription initiation.
AGCGUUGGUACGGUCCGGGUCUCCCAGCAUCAGACGCACAUGUCUGCUAUGUUGUGUUCACGGUUGCACCGGUGUUGCAGCGUUUUACCGGAGCCGUGAGGACUGCCACGCCGCUGUUUGUUGCCCACGGAGCGCCGGUGGACCGAGAGAAACCUCGCAGAGGACCAGAAGCUCCGUGACACCGGGAUUUCAGGAGGAAACCGUCGCUGACACGCGUCCCGGCGUGACUCCACCGGACCGAAGGCUUUGAGGCAGGCGGAGCGUCACCAUGAAGUCGUGUAAGAACUGCGGCAGCUCGGAGAUCGACGUCGAUGCGUCGCGUGGAAACGCCGUCUGCAUGAGCUGCGGCUCGGUGCUGGAGGACAACAUCAUCGUGUCCGAGGUGGAGUUCGUGGAGACGGGAGGAGGAGGAUCGCUGGCCGUCGGACAGUUCGUCUCUGCAGAAGGUGGAGCCAAACUUCCAUCCUUUGGAGAUGCUCACUUCACAGGUGUUGGGAAGGAAUCCAGAGCUCAGACGCUGCAGAAAGCUAAGCAGCACAUCAACACUCUGGGUCACCAGCUGCAGAUGAGUCAACACUGCCUGGACACGGCCUUCAACUUCUACAAGAUGGCGCUGAUGAAACACCUGACCCGCGGCCGCCGGUCCGCCCACGUCAUCGCCGCCUGCAUCUACCUGGUCUGCCGCACCGAGGGAACGCCACACAUGCUGCUGGAUCUGAGCGACCUGUUGCAGGUCAACGUCUACGUCUUGGGAAAAACUUUCCUCGUUCUGGCCCAAGAGCUCUGCAUCAACGCUCCAGCUAUAGACCCCUGCCUGUAUAUUCCUCGCUUCGCUCAGCUGCUGGAGUUUGGUGAGAAGAACCACGAGGUGUCGAUGACGGCGAUGCGACUGGUGCAGAGGAUGAAGAGGGACUGGAUGCACACCGGACGGAGGCCUUCAGGACUCUGUGGAGCAGCUCUUCUUGUUGCGGCUCGUCUCCACGACUUUCGCCGAACCAUCAAAGAAAUCGUCAGCAUCGUGAAAGUUUGUGAAACGACGCUAAGAAAAAGAUUGGUGGAGUUUGAGGACACGCCCACCAGUCAGCUGACCAUCGAGGAGUUCAUGAAGGUGGAUCUGGACCAGGAGUGCGACCCGCCAUGUUUCACCGCCGGACUGAAGAAAAUUAAAGCCCAACAGCUGGAGAUGGAGCUGAAGAAGAAGAUCGAUGAGGUCGCAGAUGAAAUUCAGGAAUAUCAGGAUGAAAUAGACGCUGAGCUCGAGAGCAGCCGACCCAAACUGAGAGGGAUUUACGCCGCCUACUCGAGGGAAGACGUUCCAAAUGGCGACAUGCUGUCAUCGUCGUCAAAGUUGGCAGACGGCGAAGAACCCGGAGACGACGACGAGCUUCAGGCCGUGGCCAGACACUUUGGCAGAGAUCUGGAGGAGCUCACUCUGGAGGCUCUGAUCAAACUGGAGCAGAAGAGGCCAGAAGAAGAGGAGAACCAGGAGGAGGAGGACGUUCCGAGGAGGAAGGGCCCGUCGCUGGAGUCCAUCCUGGGACUGAUGCCUUCGUCGUCCACCCUGGGCCUCCGCGAGUCCAUCAACACCUGCAUGGAGAACGAGAAGGAGAACGAUGGUGCUGCUGACAGCGGAGAGCUGGACCUGAGUGGGAUCGAUGACAGCGAGAUAGAGUUGUAUCUGCUGAAUGACAAAGAAGUCCAAAUCAAGACGGCGCUCUGGAUGGCGGACAACUGCGACUACCUCAAAGAGCAGAAAGAGAAAGAGGCGAAGAUAGCGAAGGAGAAGGAGCUCGGCAUCUACAAAGAGAGGAAGCCGAGAGGCCCCUCGAGGCGUCGCCCUCCGAUCCGGGCUAGCACCGCCGACGAGGCCAUCGAGAAGAUGCUGGAGCAGAAGAAGAUCUCCUCCAAGAUCAACUACGACGUCCUGAAGGACCUGAACAUCAAACCCGGCUCCAGUCCGGCUCACAAGGCCGAGUCCCCGAAGAAGGAACCGUCCGUCGCCAAGCUGACCGGACGGAACCGGACGCCGGCCAGAACUCCGCUGAGCCUCAGUACGCCGCUAAGCUCCCUGGGAAAAAGGCUGCAGCCCUUCAUCGGCGGACAGCCCAACAAGAAGCUGGCGGUGGAGCAGAUGUCCAACCCCCUGCCGGUGGCGGUAGGAGCGUCUGGCGGAGAAUCGGUGGUGGUGGAGAGUGGACCGGUCGUAUAUGACGACGUAGCCGCCGACGAGGAAGACGAGGACGAGGAGGAGGCUUGUGUCAGCGCCAUGGAGCUGAUGGGAGGAAACGAUUAUGGCUUUGACGGAGAUGAUGAUGGAUUCUAGCGGUUCGACGUUCAUUGUUGACAUCUACAGACAGUUUUGAAUCCUCACGUGUAUUAAAUGUUUACAAUAAGAGACACCAAAAGGCUUGAGAGGGGAGCUGCAACACCGAGCAGGAUGAAGAUCAGGAAUAACCAAACUCCAGUAAACUAACGUCUCGCUGCUGGUUCCGUUUGGCGUCUCAGCCGGACCAACUGGGACUGAGUGGUGCAUUGAUCAGUGCAGGUCACUGGCAGGCUGGAAACAUUCCGGUAAAUGUUCUGGUCGGAUUUGCAGGUACCUCAGAUGUUGAAAGUAGAGCUGCAAAAUUGGACUGUUUUCAUUAGUGAAUAAUUAGUUAAACUGUUUGUUGUUGCACCUGAUGGUAAACUGAACAUAUUUGGGUUCAAAUUGGGUCUGCAACUGACCAUUAUUUUCCAAUUAAUUGAUUAGUUGAUUCAUUUAGAACACCAACCUCAUGUCAGAACUGCUUGUGCAGCUGCUAUUAUUUUAACUUUUGAUGAAUCGAUUAGUUGUUUUGGUGAAAAAUAGCCCUAAGUAGCGUUCUCUAAUGUCAGAUUUUGUCCAAAAACACUUAGUUUACUGUCACAGAGGUGGAAAGAAACCAGAAUGUAGGAAGCUACAAUCAGAUAAAUUAGCUGUUUUUUUGUGUAAUUAGGCAAUUAUUAAAAUAGUUGGCAAUUAAUUUAGUAAUUAUAGAAGCUCUCGUUCAAGCAAGACACUAAAAGACGCUGUUGUUGGUCUCACAAAACAGCUGAUAGAUCAAUUAAUAAAGCCUGCAGUAAAUGAUAACUAUAAUCAUGAGCUGCCAAUGUAAUUUGUCUAAAUGUUUGGAUGAUUUUGCAACUUUCUUUCAACAGAAUUAAAUUACUAUUUAAUGCAGAGUAAAGGCUUUCCUUACUUGAAAAUACAGUCACUGAAAUUCUGCUAAAAACAAUCUCCAAGCAUCGUAGUCAUCUGAGUUUAACCCAGUUUCAAGGUAAACAUCUUCUGGCCUGCACAACAUCAAAUCAGAAUUUACCAUCAGGUUCUUACCAGAGGACGAAAGCUGCCUAUGAAGACUUUUGUGGCUCCUCUGGAUGGCUUCGUUGAGGAACGUUUGUUGUAGCAAAAAACAGAAGCAGAAGAACAAAAUGCACAAACUAUUUAUCCUCAAAUAUGCACUUUGGAUUCGUAAUGCUGAAAGAGAAAGUUUAGGUUCUGGGAAGUUGGAUUGUAUGAGGAACUUAUGGUUAGCUGGUUGACAUUUGUUGUCAUUUGGCACUAAAUCUUCGUAGAACAAUUGCAGAACUUCGUAUUCCUACAUAUAAGCACACCUGUACGAUGCUGCAGCUCACCUGUGUUGUUUGGAGUUGCAGCGGCAUACUACAGUUGCACUUAUGUAUCAAUAUAGCCGAUCCCUGUUCCUUGUCACUUUAGCGAGUCGUAGGACUUCUUAAUGCUGCUUCAGAGCAUUUGUACGUACGAAUCUGAAGUUAGACAGUCAAGAAACAACCACCAUCUACUGGUUUGAAAAGUUCCUCAUACAACCUUGGUUUUCAAAGAACCUGAACUGUUUAACCUUCUAUAACUUCUUCCUGAUUCUCCACAGCGAUAUCUCAAAGAACAAGCAGGUAGCGUGAAAUCAAUCAUCAGUAUUUCAGAUCAAUAUUUAUUAUUAUUAAUGCCUUAUAGGUGAUUAGUGGACAGACAUAUGAGGUCUGCUCAAGCCCAAGUAUUAAUAUGAUGUUGCCUUCUAACCAUAUAUAUAUUUAAGAAAUUGCAGGUUGUGUGCCAAUGUGUAAUGAUGCAAUUUUAAUUUCAGAUCGAGUUAUGAAUAUGAUGGUUUGGGUUUAUUUUCAUGAUGGAACUGCUUUUCUGAUUAAUUUUAGAUAAAGUAUUUUCUACAACAUGCUGCCACAGAGGUAUUAAAUACGUUCUCUGCAGUGUCUCA